Messenger RNA from Stegastes partitus (bicolor damselfish), 2274 nucleotides. RefSeq names its product proteinase-activated receptor 2-like. The transcript is spliced from 3 exons. NCBI's taxonomy places the organism in Eukaryota, Metazoa, Chordata, Actinopteri, Pomacentridae. The record is from RefSeq and is a predicted model, not a curated record. Gene Ontology annotation, molecular function: thrombin-activated receptor activity. Bases 89 to 1219 code for a protein of 376 amino acids. Gene Ontology annotation, biological process: phospholipase C-activating G protein-coupled receptor signaling pathway; blood coagulation; thrombin-activated receptor signaling pathway. Gene Ontology annotation, cellular component: plasma membrane.
AAUUUUGUGUUUUAGAGCAGAGACAAUAGGAAGCGAGGCACAGCCGCGCCCGCUCACACUUUAGUUUGUAGCUUUAAAUUUUGCAGCCAUGACUGCGAGGACGCGAUGUUUUCAGCUGUUCCUCCUUUGGUGUUGCUCGCAGACUUGCCUGGCACAGAAAGAUGAGAGAGGCUUUACUGGGACUGAGACCAACGAUGGGUUGUGGGUUGGCUCCCAGGCCCAAGAGGUCCUGAGCAGCCGCCUGACAACCAUCUUCCUGCCAGUCGUCUACAUCAUCGUGUUCGUGGUGGGGCUGCCCACCAACGCCUUGGCCAUCUGGGUGUUCCUCUUCAGGACCAAGACGAAGCACCCGUCGUCCAUCUACAUGGCCAACCUGGCUCUGGCCGACCUUCUGUUUGUCAUCUGGGUGCCCUUAAAAAUCGCCUACCACUUCAACAACAACAACUGGAUCUAUGGAGAUGCACUGUGCAAGGUGCUGGUGGCGUUCUUCUACGGCAACAUGUACUGCUCCAUCGCCUUCAUUGCCUGUAUCAGCGUUCAGCGUUACUGGGCCGUGGUGCACCCGCUGUCCCAGCGUCCAAGGAGCAACCGCUUGGCCAUUUCCGUCUCUGUCAUCAUCUGGGUGGUGGUGUGGCUCAUCACCAUCCCUCUCUACCUGUACGACCAAGAAGUGCGCGUGAGGAACCUCAACAUCCUGACCUGCCACGACGUCACCAGGCCCGGCCAGAAGAAGAUUGCAGCGGGAUACUUCCUCACGAUGGGAACCCUGGGGUUUGUCGCCCCCACUAUUGUGUGCAUCAUAUCCUACGUCCUCAUGCUCAAGGCUCUGAGGAACAGCAUGUCAGAUCCCACCAUUGCCAAGAAGCGCAAGAAGGCGGUGGUGCUGAUCAUCACAGUCCUGGUGAUGUUUUUAGUGUGCUUCACCCCCAGCAACAUCAUGCUGCUGGUGCACUACAUCCUCCUGCUGCGUGAGGCUGAAAACAACCUGUACGGAUUUUACAUCACCACGCUGUGCUUGGCCAGUCUCAACAGCUGCUUUGACCCCUUUGUUUACUACUUCAUCUCUAAGGACUUCAGGGAGCACGUGAAGAACACGUUCCUCUGCAGGAGCGAGAGGACAGUGGAGAGGAUGAGGGUCUCCUUCAGCGCCCUGAAAUACUCCAAAAAGAGCAACACGUACACGUCCGAGUCGGGGAACACGCAGAGCACUGAAUGCUAGUGCUUUAUAUGCUUAUUCCUUCUCGGAAAACUCAGGUGUAGAAGAAGAUAGAUUAAGGAAAGGGGUCAACUGAUGUGUGACACCAUUUGGAUGUUUUGAACUGAUAUACAUUUGCAGUGAAAAUGAAAAUCUUUGUCACAACAUUUGGAAAAGCUCCAGCGUACAACCUUCCUGAUAUACCUCUGCUUAUGUAUUUUAAUCUCAGGAGACCUUUUCAACAUUUAUCCCUCACUGUUGACAGGCAUAGAGUGCUGAGUGGUGACCACAGAGAGAAGUGGCAGCAUCAGAGCCAAAAUAGCACAUUAAAUAUUCAUUAUUUGAUCUGAAGUCAUUCAAAGAAAAAAGAAGAUAACAGGGAAAUGCUGAAUACCUGCUCUGAUAAUCGUUCAACCCCUAAUUUUUUAGGUUUUUGAGGACAUCUAUCUGUGGUGACGACAUCCUGAAGGUCUUAUGCUGCCUUAAGUUACUGCCUUUUAACAGUUGUUGUAAAUAAAUGUAGUUUUGAAUAUCUUUUCAUAAAGCUAUUUUCUUUCAAUGGCGUUUUUUUAAUGCUGUAACUGAGAUAUGAACAUUAGUCAUUUUUAAUGUAACUGGUUUGAUGUAUUAAUUUUAUUAAGAUGAAUUCUGUCAGUUGUUUUUGUGUGUGUGUGUGUGUGUGUGUUUUUUUAAUUUGCCAAGACCUGAAGCUUAAAUCUGUAAAUGGUACAUAUUAAAUGAUACAUUAAACAAGAUAAAGGAUUUUUUAUUUUUAUUUGUACAGCUAUGUUUUAAUAUUUGCCAAUAAAGAUAACCGUCCAGCUACCUGUGAUUUCCCCUUUCACAUCAUUCAGAAGUCUUAAUAAAGCAUCAAGUUCUGUGUUAAAGAUCUUAGAAUACGUUAAAAAGUCUUGAAUGUUUUUCUUGCGAGCCAUAGGCAGUUUAUGUGUCUGACUGUGGCCUUUCUGGAGACAGAAGUGGGCUGGUUGUGACAGCGGAUCUAUUUUGUUGUUGUUUCUUGUACAGUGUCCUUGUACUUGUUCAUCUUUUCCACUGAUUAAGACGUCUGUUCCUUCAGA